Messenger RNA from Lampris incognitus (smalleye Pacific opah), 2261 nucleotides. Its product is annotated as thioredoxin reductase 1, cytoplasmic-like. Gene Ontology annotation, biological process: cell redox homeostasis; cellular response to oxidative stress; glutathione metabolic process. Bases 66 to 1628 code for a protein of 520 amino acids. NCBI's taxonomy places the organism in Eukaryota, Metazoa, Chordata, Actinopteri, Lampriformes, Lampridae. The record is from RefSeq and is a predicted model, not a curated record. The transcript has 15 exons. Gene Ontology annotation, cellular component: cytosol; mitochondrion. Gene Ontology annotation, molecular function: glutathione-disulfide reductase (NADPH) activity; flavin adenine dinucleotide binding; thioredoxin-disulfide reductase (NADPH) activity.
AGGAGGGGGAAGAGGCGCUGUCCGGAUCAGCUUCUGCUGCCCAACGCAGGCCCGACCCGUUGUAAAUGUUGCCGUCUUCGCUGGAAGGACAGAGACGGGUUGUCGUGACUCAGAGCGGGGACGUCAUGGAGCAACCAUUCGGGCCCUUUGACUACGACCUGCUGGUGAUUGGAGGCGGUUCUGCAGGUCUGGCUGUGGCAAAGGAGGCAGCAAGGCUUCAGAGAAGGGUGCUGGUCAUCAACCUCGCGACUCCAUCUCCAAAGGCCGCCGAGUGGGACGCCGUCAGGAAGCUGCUACACCAGGCAUCCCUGUUGGGAAAAGCCAUUCAAGAUUCCCGGAAGUACGGCUGGAGGUUCGAGGAGACGGUUUCCCACGACUGGUGCGAGCUGGCGGAGGCGGUCCGGGAUCAGGUUCGGUCUCGUGGUUUGGAGCUGAGGAAAGAGCUGCGGGACUGUGGAGUCAUCUACCUCAGCGCCCGAGGCGAGAUAGUGGCACCUCACACAGUAGAGGCGACAGACGACAACGGGAGGAAGACGCGUCACUCGGCGGAGACGCUGGUCAUUGCGACCGGAGACAGGCCGCGGUACCUGGGAGUAAGCGGAGACAGGGAACGUUGCCUCACCAGCGAUGACCUGUUCUCUCUGCCUCGUUCUCCGGGCCGGACCCUGGUGGUGGGCGGGUCACCAGAAGGGUUGGAGUGCGCCGGCUUCCUGUCCGGCCUAGGGUCAGAGGUCAGCGUCAUGCUUCAGCCGGACCUUCUCGCGGGGUUCGAUCAGAAGAUGGUUCAGAAGAUAAUGAACCACAUGUUUGUCCACGAUGUCAGCUUCGUCCAGCACUACUCACUCGCCAAGGUGGAGCAGAUUGAAGCCUGCAGCAAGGACAUCGUUGUCGGUGUUCCCGAACGCAGCGCGGGGCCAGUGAGCCCCGGCAGGUUGAGAGCGACGAUGGUGUCGGAGGAAGGCCACAGGAAACAGGAAGACUUCGAUACAGUUCUUCUUGCCGUAGGGAGGGAGCCCUGCACCGGUGACAUUGGCCUUGAGAGCGUGGGGCUGAAAUGCAGCCAGGAUUCUGGAGGGAUCCCGGUGAAUGACAGGGAGCAGACCAGUGUCGAUCAUAUCUACGCUGUUGGAUCGGUGCAGCAUGGCCGCCCCUCCACCACGGGCCUCUCUACACAGGCAGGGGCCCUGCUCGCCCGUAGACUGUACGGAGGAGACGUUACCACGUGUGACUACUCCAGUGCCCCCUUCGUUCUGUUCACCCCAGUGGAAUAUGCUGCUUGUGGUCUGUCAGAGGAGAGAGCCAAACUAACAUUUGGGGAGGCCAGUGUGGAGGUGUACCACAGCUACUACUGGCCCCUGGAGUGGACCCUCCCCAGCAGGGGCAAAAACUCCUGCUACGGAAAGGUCAUCUGUCACGUCCCUGAUGGUGAGCGUGUCGUUGGUCUCCACGUGAUGGGCCCCAACGCCGGCGAUAUCGUCCAAGGCUUCGCUGCAGCCAUGAAAUGCGGUCUUAGCAAACGGCAGCUGGACGCCACCGUGGGUAUCAACCCCGUGUCCGCCCAGGUGCUUACCACAUUGACACUAACUCAACGGGUCUCUGAGGCUAUGAUAGUGCGAGGAAAUUGCUGAGGUUAGCCCCCCCCCCUGCUGUCAAUCACUGUCGCCCAUGGCAACAGUAGAGACGGCGGGGAGAGAUGCCUGUGACGACGGCCCAAGGAGUGCCGGGCGGCAGGAUGGCAACCGGCCGUCAAUGACGUCUUCGCCUUCACCCUGACGGACAGGUGGGCGGAGACCGAUGCCCUGCUGCUGUGCGGCCGGCCGGGAUUGUUUCUGUGCGGCCUUUUGAGCUCGUUGGCGGGUUUCUGGACUGUUUGCUAUGGACGUAACUGUAAAACAUACCCACUGAUGCAUUCUUACAGCUUUCAUCUGAAAAAGAUAAGACUUUUAUCCCCCUCGGUGGGGAAUUUGAAUUCCUCUGUUCGCUUUAAUGCCGCCGAGCUCUUCUGAAAGGCUGCUGGAGAGUGAUAAGACUCCGGGAUUGGUGCGUUUUCUCGGAGUAAACAGCUCAGACUUAUUAAGUGUUAUCCCCACUGUAGCAUCGAACCCGGGGGGGGGGGGGUCCCCAGUGCCUUAAUUUCUUGUAACGAACCAGACGGCUAUUAAAGAAUUACCAAUUAAUAGUGUUUAUCAGCGGGCGCUCUCGCUCUAAUCGAUGCGCGCGGGGCCUUUAUCGAGACGCCGGCCUGACUGAAACUACCCGGC